UCAUGGAUUACUAUCUUCCAUAAAGAAUUUAAAAUUAAAGCUCUCCCAAAAAGCAAUGGAGAAAUGUGCAGUGGGCUUGAGAAGGCUUUGGCAAAUUGCAAAUAAAGGAAUUACCCAGAAGUUUCACAUGGAGAGAAGGAAGGACACCUACUGGACAGCUCUCCUGCUCUAUUGGUAUCCAAGCAAAGGUGAUGGGAACUCAGGGUAGGUGGACACCGGGUUGAAUUCAUUAGAUGACAUGGAUGAGCACGACUCAGGGCAAGCAGGUACAAUGGGAUCUGAUCCUCAACCCCUGCCCCUGUUCCCCUACUCCCACAGUGGUUGUGAAGCCCAAAUUAGAUCAUGUGUGUGGAUUGUUUUGCCAACUUUAUCAUACAUUUCAACCAUUUUUAAGAUUUAGGGAAAUGACAAGCCACUUCUUGCCAAAAGUCUGAGGACUCUAGUGAAGAUUCCAUCUCACUACCUCUCCUAAAUAAGCCAGAAGCCUGGUGUACCUUGAAGUCUAAGUCUACCUUGAACCUCUCUCUGAACUCCUCUUUUGAGAAACCUUGCCCUGGGCCAUGCUGCUGGACUCAGACAGCUGCUAUUCCUUGGGAUGUGGUCAGGAUCUGGCUCAAAGAGACAAAGGGCUGAAUCCAUGAACUCAUUUAGGUACCCAAACAUCAUGGGCAGAGUUAUUUCUCCUCUGCCUCCACAAGGUGAAUUUUGCUCUGCCUGGCAUUGCUUCGGGGUAGGGGUGGGGUGAGUGGGGUUCCUCUGGGUUGACUCUGAGCCUGUUCUCCCUCUGCCAUCCUCCCCCUCUCUCCACAACACAGCAGCCCCCCAGUUCUCUGACUCAUAUUCCCCUGAAGAACUGCUUCUCUUAUCCUCUGUAGCAGCUGGCCAGAGCCCUCCCCAACAGGGAGAAUUUCCUUUCAGCUGAACUGAAUAGAGGUCAUCAGUAUCCAGGUAACUUUGGUGACACAACUCUAGUAACCUAGCAACCCUGCCUUUCCUGCCCAAGAAAGACUUUGGAUCGGAGCUGUCCGUUGUCCUGGUGAAUAAGGGGAUCAGUAAACGGAAGGACCAGGGAUGAAGACUUCACAAUGGGAGGAACUCAGAGAGGAUAGAUAUUGUCUCCCCAGAAUGUCUGUUUGUUUUAAUCCCUUCUGCUGGAGCAUUGAUCUUUCUUCCCUUCCUACUUCUUUGCUUCCUCCUUGGACAUAUGGUGACUGGAUAAAAUUGGAAGCCUAACCCACAAGCGCAUCAGAACUCCUUGUCCCCUGGAUGAUGUCUCCCUCUCUAAAGUCAAGAGAAGUCAGACUUUCCGAGGAUUUCAAAGGAGGCAAGAGUUUCCCAGCCAUGGCUCGGAUCAUCGACCUGGUUCCUUGGAGUGAUAACUCAAUUGAAGCUUCCGUGUCUCCAGCCAUCAUGUUCCCCACACCUCCAAGGAGAAACAUGCUCCCAGGGGUGAAACAGCAACUGUACCACCCCUACCUGCCCACCCUGCGGCAGAUGGACAUGGACACAGUCAUGGCCAAACUCCCUGAUGAGCACUGCCAAUCAUCCACCUACUGCUGCAAAGGUGACUUUGACCAUGCCCACUUCAGUUUGUUGAGUGUCCCCAACAAAAGCCUGAAUGGUCUGGUGAGUGACCCUCCUAGACUUGAGUCCAGCUUGGAGGUGGAGGGAGGAUGUUCAAAAGCUACCUAUUCUGUGACCCAUUUUCUAAGGGCCUGCUCACUGCUGGUUGAGGGUUUCAGUGGCUAUGCUGUGAGGUACCUAAAGCCGGAUAUCACCCAGUGCUGGCGGUACUGUCUUAACCAGAACCCCAGCCUUGACCAGUAUGGACAGAAACCCCUUCCUAAUGACACCAUGAACACCUUCCGAAGCUUUAGCUCUGCCUACAGACAAGUCAGCUACCUGACACCCUGGCAUUAGCUUCCCAAGAGGAGGAAGAGGAUUUGGAGGUCUGGGCCAGCAGGACCAGGCCACCUUAAGUAUCCAGCUCCCCAAAAGUAGAGGUGGCUCUGGAAGUCUCCACUUCCCUGAGGAAUAUGGAAUCCAUGGCAGGAACAAUAAAAUAACCCCUCCACUCAA
This is a messenger RNA of Vombatus ursinus (common wombat), 2079 nucleotides long. It is a transcript of the gene SPMIP8, whose product is annotated as testis, prostate and placenta expressed. The transcript has 8 exons. Lineage: Eukaryota; Metazoa; Chordata; Mammalia; Diprotodontia; Vombatidae. The coding region runs from base 1267 to 1920 and encodes 217 amino acids. The record is from RefSeq and is a predicted model, not a curated record.